AUGGCAAAAAGAAAGUUACCAGAUAGACCACCCAAUGGGAUUGGUGCAGGCGAGCGACCUAGGUUGGUUCCAAGGCCAUUAAACACUCAGGCAUCAUUGGUAAAAUUAACGACACCAUUCAAGGUCCCAUAUAAAAUACAAAAAGUGGCCACCAACUCUAAAGAGAAUAUGGUAAUUGGCGGAAGAUUACUAAGAAAGAGAUCAGAAACUGUCUCAUACACUGGCUUGGAUAUUCAAAAGCUAGAGGAUGAAGUAGCUUACGAUAAUGGAGAAGCUAUACUACAGGCCAAAAGGAGAAGAAAAGAUGCAUUGAGUUCUCAAAGAUUGAUAAGUGAACCAAAUAGACUGAAUGAAAUAGAAAUCGUUUUGAAAAGAUCGUUCACCGUUCCUAUAAAAGGUUAUGUUCAAAGACACAGCUUGCCAUUGACAUUGGGUACCAAAACAAAAAUUAUUCCAGAACCAAGACCACUCCAUGAUCCUACUGACGAAUUUGCCAUUGUAUUGUAUGAUCCUUCAGUAGAUGGCGAUAUGAUUAUACAUGAAAAGGGAAAUGUGAGGGAACAACAAAAAAAUGACAACACUGAAGAAAACAAGAAUAAGGUAGAUACGUCCAAAAAAGAAUUUGCCCAUCCUAAGAUUUUAUCAAACGGUGUCAGAAACAAAACAUUGCAAGAGCUUUUGGGAUCUAACGAAAGUAAAAAACGAGAGACUUUCGCCAAUGUCCCUGUGGUAAUUGACCCAAAAUUAUCCAAAAUCUUGAGGCCGCAUCAAGUUGAAGGUGUAAAAUUUUUGUAUCGUUGUGUUACUGGUUUAACUAUGAAGGAUCUUCAAGAUGCACAAAAUAUUAAUACUGAUAUAUCAAAUAUCUCAACGGAUCAAAGUCAGGAGGACGAGGAGGAGCGAGCUUUCUUACAGGAUGAACUUUGCCCUAAGCCAUCUAAACCUAAAAAGAAAUCAAAGAGACAAAUUCAAAAAGAAGAGGAAGAAGAACAAGAGAGAAUAAGAAAAGAACAAGCUCAAGUCAAUCACGGGGCUUAUGGUUGCAUUAUGGCAGACGAAAUGGGUUUAGGUAAAACUUUGCAAUGUAUUGCAUUACUGUGGACGCUCCUCAGGCAGGGUCCUCAGGGUAAAGGACUUAUAGAUAAGUGUAUAAUUGUUUGUCCCUCCUCUUUAGUGAAUAACUGGGCUAAUGAACUUGUCAAGUGGCUGGGACCUGGUACUUUGACUCCUCUGGCUAUCGACGGUAAAAAAUCCUCAAUUACAGAUGCUGGAAAUGCCUCUGUUGCUGAUGCCAUUCGCUCAUGGGCCCAAGCAAAGGGUAGGAACAUUGUAAAGCCAGUUCUAAUCAUUUCUUAUGAAACUUUACGUCGUAAUGUUGAUCAACUAAAAAACAGCAACGUCGGAUUAAUGUUAGCUGAUGAGGGUCAUAGACUGAAAAACGGUGAUUCGCUGACAUUUACAGCACUUGACAGUAUUAACUGUCCAAGAAGGGUUAUUUUAUCUGGUACACCUAUCCAGAAUGACCUUUCUGAAUAUUUCGCACUCUUAAGUUUUUCUAAUCCCGGUCUAUUAGGCAGCAGAGCACAAUUUAGAAGAAAUUAUGAACUGCCUAUCCUCAGAGGCCGUGAUGCUGAAGCUACAGAUAAAGAAAUCAAGAAAGGUGAGGGGCAGCUUGAAAAACUUUCUAAUAUUGUUUCUAAGUUUAUCAUAAGAAGAACUAACGAUAUCUUAUCCAAAUAUCUGCCGUGCAAAUAUGAGCAUGUAAUUUUUGUAAACCUCAAGCCUUUUCAGAAAUCUUUAUACCAACAAUUACUGAAGUCCAGAGAUGUUAAGAAAUUGGUGAAAGGAAUGGGUGGUCCUCAACCUUUAAAGGCUAUUGGCCUCUUGAAAAAAUUAUGUAAUCAUCCGGCAUUAUUAGACUUCGAGAAAGAACUUGAAAGUGCAGACUUUGAACUUCCUGAUGUCUUUAGAGAUUUACAUAAUAGAGAAGUUCAGCCACAAUAUUCAGGUAAAUUUGCCAUUUUAGAGAGGUUUUUGCACAAAAUCAACGCAGAAUCUGAUGAUAAGAUAGUUUUAAUUUCAAACUAUACGCAAACACUAGAUCUGAUAGAGAGAAUGUGCAGACGUAAACAGUAUGGUGUGAUCAGAUUAGAUGGUACUAUGUCGAUCAAUAAAAGACAGACUUUGGUUGAUCGUUUUAAUGAUCCUGAAGGACAAGAGUUUAUUUUCUUACUUAGUUCCAAGGCUGGGGGUUGCGGUAUAAAUCUUAUCGGAGCAAAUAGGCUAAUUUUGAUGGAUCCUGACUGGAAUCCAGCAGCGGAUCAGCAAGCCUUGGCCCGUGUCUGGAGAGAUGGUCAGAAGAAAGAUUGUUUUAUCUAUAGAUUUAUCUCGACCGGUACAAUUGAAGAGAAGAUUUAUCAGAGGCAAUCGAUGAAAAUGAGUUUGAGUUCUUGUGUGGUUGAUGCCAAAGAAGAUGUUGAAAGACUAUUCAGUUCUGGGAAUCUGAGGAAAUUAUUCCAGCUGGAUGAAGAUACGAUAUGUAACACCCAUGAAACAUAUCACUGUAAGCGUUGCAACAAGCAUGGUAAGCAGGCUGUCAAGGCAAAUGCAAUGCUCUACGGUGAUACCACAACUUGGAACCAUUUAAACCAUGAUGCGUUAGAGAAAACUAAUGAUCAUUUACUUCGAAAUGAAUUCAGCCAUAAUGACAUUAGUUAUGCCUUUCAAUAUAUAUCCCAUUAA
This is a messenger RNA of Kazachstania africana CBS 2517, 2742 nucleotides long. It is a transcript of the gene RAD54, whose product is annotated as DNA-dependent ATPase RAD54. The record is from RefSeq and is a predicted model, not a curated record. Gene Ontology annotation, biological process: double-strand break repair via synthesis-dependent strand annealing; reciprocal meiotic recombination. Lineage: Eukaryota; Fungi; Ascomycota; Saccharomycetes; Saccharomycetales; Saccharomycetaceae. Gene Ontology annotation, molecular function: DNA translocase activity; ATP-dependent chromatin remodeler activity; ATP binding. Gene Ontology annotation, cellular component: nucleus. The coding region runs from base 1 to 2742 and encodes 913 amino acids. The transcript has a single exon.